Molecule: messenger RNA, 1197 nt
Organism: Macrosiphum euphorbiae (potato aphid)
Lineage: Eukaryota; Metazoa; Arthropoda; Insecta; Hemiptera; Aphididae
Source: the annotation of a GenBank genome assembly
AUGACAUCAAUGGAAUAUAGAUUCAAACAUUUAGUGUUUGACAUACACCCUAAGAACCCUCCAGAUUGGGACCGUCCUCUUUGUGUAAUUGAUCAGGGGAUUGCGUGUAAUGAUGACUACUUGUUUAAAUACAAUCGCUAUCGAAAGCAUAAGUCUGAGGAAUUUGCUAAUGAGACUCUGAAAAAAUAUAAUUUUAUUGCUGAUCGUUGGGAAACAAUAAAAUGUAAGAAUUUGCCUACAUGUUUUAAGUUAACUUCAAUUUUGCUGUCUGGAAAUGUAAUUAUUAUUCAUGGCGGAAAAGACUUUGAGUACAUUAAUGAAUACUCUUUUCAACUUUUCAUCGGAAAUUUAUCGAAAAAAAAUGAAAACAACUGUGUAGAAUUUGAAGAGAUUUGUUCUACAGAUGGAAUACCUAUUACUGAAUAUGGUCAACCAGUUCAUAUUGAUGGACAAUUUAUAUACUCUCUCAAUGGAACAUCAGAACAUAAAAAUGAAAUGGAUGUUUACAGGCUUGAUUUGUGUACUAAAAAAUGGCAAUUAUUAUGUCAAGCUCAUGGUCAACACCCAAGAACUGAUGAAAGUCUUAGACGUGAAGUGGCCUAUUAUGACAACCAUUUGUACAUGUUUGGUGGUGCUCAUGUGAUGAUUCUACUAAAAAAUAUGUUUCUAGACACAUUUGAAGAAAUACAAGUGUUUGACAUAUUAACUAAUAAAUGGCAAUAUUUUAAAACUUUGCCUGAUCUCCAGAAUUCAUCAUCUUCUUAUCCUGCAGAUCGUUGUUAUUAUGGAUGGGCACAAUGUGUGACCCAACCAGAAUAUGUAUAUAUGAGUGGUGGUUCUGAUAAUUACAACUUUUUCUCAGAUAUAUGGCGACUGAAUCUUAUUACUCUUCAGUGGUGUAAUCUUAUGCCAUGUAAACUACCAAAAUCCAUGUUUCUGCAUUCAUCUACAGUUGUACCAUCGGGUCGCAUUUACUACUAUAAUGGAAUAGUUAGUACUGAUUCAAUUGAUAUACAUCAGAAAGAUGACAUACUGUGUGCAUGGGUUAGAAUCCCAAAGUUAAAGGCAAUGUGUUGGGAUGCCAUGUUAUACUAUUUCAAAAAUCAAAUGUUAAAGUCGUCUCUAGAAGACUUAAAGAAUUUGGGGUUACCAUCAGAGUAUUAUGAGAGCAUAAAUAAAGCCAAAACUUUAGUAUAA